GGUGGGCGGGGCCUAGGCGCUCUGGGGCCUCUGGUGGAGACCGUGUUUCUACUGGGAGGCCGUCGUCAUGGUGGCGCUCUUGGUAUACUUAGCGGCAGCGGCUCUGCUUGUGUGCUUUAUCUUCUUCCUAACUCGCAACCGGAGCCGGGAGGCAGAAGCUGGCCAAGAGCCACUGCGUAAUGAGGAAGAGCCAGUAGUAGCAGGCCGGGUGGCCCAGCCUCGGCCCCUGGAGCCUGAAGAGCAGAGAGCUGGAGGCAGGGCUCGGCACCGGAGGGACCUAGGCAGCCGCCUACAGGCCCAGCGGCGAGCCCAGCGAGUGGCCUGGGCAGAAGCAGAUGAGAAUGAGGAUGAAGCUGUCAUCCCAGCCCAGGAGGAAGAAGACAUGGAAAAGCCAGUAGAAACUCACCUGUCAGGGAAAAUUGGAGCCAAGAAACUACGGAAGCUGGAGGAGAAACAAGCACGAAAAGCCCAGCGUGAGGCAGAGGAAGCUGAACGUGAGGAACGGAAACGCCUGGAGUCCCAGCGUGAAGCAGAGUGGAAAAAGGAGGAGGAGCGGCUUCGCCUGGAAGAGGAGCAGAAGGAGGAGGCAGAGAGGAAGGCCCGGGAGGAGCAAGCACAGCGGGAGCAUGAGGAAUACCUGAAACUGAAGGAGGCCUUCGUGGUAGAGGAGGAGGGCGUGGGUGAGACCAUGACUGAGGAGCAGUCCCACAGCUUCCUGGCAGAGUUCAUCAACUACAUCAAGCAGUCCAAGGUUGUGCUCUUGGAAGAUCUGGCUUCCCAGGUGGGCCUGCGGACUCAGGAUACCAUAAACCGCAUCCAGGACCUGUUGGCUGAAGGGACUUUAACAGGUGUGAUUGAUGACCGGGGCAAGUUCAUCUACAUAACACCAGAGGAACUGGCUGCUGUGGCCAACUUCAUCCGACAGCGGGGCCGUGUGACCAUUGCCGAGCUUGCCCAGGCCAGCAACUCCCUCAUCGCCUGGGGCCGGGAGUCCCCUACUCAGGCCCCAGCCUGACCCCAGCCUGACCCCAGCCUUUCCCUCUUGGACUUAGAGCUUCUUUGGCCCUCCUGGCCAUGCAUCUUCAUCCCUGCCCACGUCCUGGGGCAGUGAUGGAGUGUGGCCAGGCAGGUAUAGAUUAAAGGCCUGUGAGCACUGUUGA
This is a messenger RNA of Nycticebus coucang (slow loris), 1160 nucleotides long. RefSeq names its product DDRGK domain containing 1 (gene DDRGK1). The transcript has 9 exons. The record is from RefSeq and is a predicted model, not a curated record. Lineage: Eukaryota; Metazoa; Chordata; Mammalia; Primates; Lorisidae. Bases 68 to 1015 code for a protein of 315 amino acids.